AUGCAAAACACGGCUCUGAAUUCCUCUUUGGGGCUUGCUAUUGGAUCUGGUAAUAAUGGAAUGGUACUACCAAUGCAAGGCGUGCAACCGUCUGUAAUGCCAAACUCGCCAUUGUCCAAUCCUGGCAUGGGUGCGACAUCAUUACAACGUGGAUCUGUUAUGCCUGGUUUCCAACCAGCCAGUGGGUUGUCUGUCAUGACUGGUGGUAGUUCCCUAUUUAUGGGGCAGAGUAGUAAUCCUAUGCAGUCCUCAAGUGACCUACAAAUGCCAAAUCAUGGAGGCCAAGCAAACUUGUACCCAAUGCAUGGCUUACAGCAUUCAAGCCCACAAACAUCAUUUGGAUCCAUAUAUGGCAGCCUGAUCCCUCCUCCACCGGCACAAUCUGCUCAGGCUCCUCAUAAUCCUGCUGAUCAGUGGUAUUACGAAGAUCCCAAGAAAAUCAUUCAGGGUCCGUUCUCGUCGAAGGAGAUGUUCAACUGGUAUAGGGCGGGCUUUUUUAGCCCGAGCCUGAUGAUCCGUAGGGCCUGUGACGCACAUAUGCGGCCGCUCGGCUCCUACGGCCCAAUAGUACCCUUCGCGCAGAUGGAUAUCCUAUCACCAUUCCCGAUGUCCAGCGGUUUCGAUACCCGCUCUCAGGGACCGCAUGAUUUACUAAAUCCACAACAGGGACUCGGAUUGGAUGACGCUUUAUGGAGCCAACCGGCACCAACCCCCGAUCUGGUGUGGGUGCAGCAAUCCAUGAACGCGCGUAGCGAGUCUCGCGUCAACAGCCUCCCUUUGUUUUUCUGGGAUACGCAGCCUUCAGCAAUAACUUCUAACUCACUAUUGCCCGAGGAAAUAGCGAAGGAAAUGAAAACAGAAGAUCAAAUACUUGCACAGCUUAGAGCGUCGCAAAAUACUAGUACCUCUCAAAGUAUACCUUUUAUCAGCGAUCAGACGUCCGUUUCGACAUCAGUUAAUAGUAAGACCGAUGAAGCCUUUCCCCCAACUGUUAGCGCAACACCAAAUUUGGAAGAAUUGCAGAAAUUGAUUCAAACUGAUGCAUUAGCUUCACCAACGCCUCCUGCGACAGUCACAGAAUCAGAAGUGGAAAAUGGAGAAUCGGAGCAAAAAAGAUCGGUAGAGUCCUCACCAUCAAAAAGUAAAAAAGAAGAUAAGCAACACAAAAAGGAGCUUGAAAAAGAGAGAAAGGAGUGGGUUAAAGAAGGAUUCACCAUCGUGAAGGGUUCAGAAAAAAACACUAAAGAUACCAAGAAAAAAGUAGAAGACUCAAAAACUAAUGAGGAUGCUGACCGUAAGAGGAAAGAAGAGGAAAAGAACUCUGCUGAUGAAAAAAAGGAGAAAAAAAAUACCGAGAAACCGAAAAAUCAACAGCAGGAUGUCUUGCAGCGUCAAAAUGAGUCGAUGUCUAAGAAGGCACCAUGGUCGGCGGCUGCCACGCAAGCACAGGCCACACUCAAUGACAUGCCCCUGACCGAGAUACAAAGGCUCGAGCGGGAGAAGAAGCUAGAACAGAUGAAGGUGCAGCAGCAAAUGAUGCAGAUAAUAGCACAGCAGCAGGCAGCAGCCAUGGCCAGGGAGCAGGAAAUGCAAGCUGGACUUGGUUGGGCAAAAAAGAAGGGGACCAAUCCUAAUAUAGUUGAACAGAGUUUGACUGAGAUACAGGCGGAGGCGCGCAGGCAGUCGGCCGCUGCGGCGGCGGCGGCGGCGGCGCAGGCCUUCGAGGAGGCGCAGGCGGUCGUGCAGCAGCCCAUCAACGUCCCGUGGGCCACCGCCGCCAACGCCAGUGGUUUCUGGGAUGCACAUCCUCAAAAGGUCGGCGAUAAGCCUCAAGAGAAGGUGGUAGAGCCCAUCAAAAAUAUCAAGAAGAAGGCGGUGCCGGUGUUGCCGCCCCCUGUGAUAAUCCCUAAAAAGGAGACCACGCCAACUCCUGAAGUGGAAUUCGAGACUUGGUGCACAUCCAAUCUCAAUUUGUGGAGCACCAAGAUUGAUGUUCCAACGUUCAUCGGCUUCCUCAAGGACAUUGAGUCGCCUUACGAGGUGAAAGAUUACGUGAAGUUUUACCUCGGCGAAUCCAAAGACGCCUACGAUUUCGCCCGCCAGUUCUUGGAGAGAAGGUCGAAGCUGCUACGCGUCGGUAUGGUGACCCCCUCGGACGACCUGUGCUCACCAGCUUUGGCUAUCACCCCGCGCAACCCCUCCGGAUCCGACUACCAGGAGGGGAAGGGGAAGAAGAACAAAAAGAACAAAAUGCUGAAGGUGGACGCGCGCAUCCUAGGUUUCUCGGUGACGGCGGCUGAGGAUCGAAUCAAUGUCGGUGACAUCGACACAGCC
Iphiclides podalirius (scarce swallowtail) is the source of this 2334-nucleotide messenger RNA. The record is from the annotation of a GenBank genome assembly. NCBI's taxonomy places the organism in Eukaryota, Metazoa, Arthropoda, Insecta, Lepidoptera, Papilionidae.